This is a messenger RNA of Miscanthus lutarioriparius, 1203 nucleotides long. The record is from the annotation of a GenBank genome assembly. Lineage: Eukaryota; Viridiplantae; Streptophyta; Magnoliopsida; Poales; Poaceae.
AUGCAUAUCACUAAUAAGUUUGAAAUGAAAUUAUGGGCAUGUGUCUCAGAUAUAUUUGAUCUUAAGAAGGAAAAGAGAUAUUUUCUUGUUCUAGAUGAUGUGUGGAGUAAUAAACCUAGUGAUUGGAAUGAGUUGAGAAGCUUGUUAUCCAGUGGUGGAAGUGGAAGUGUGAUUAUAGUUACCACACGCAGUAUAGAUGUUGCUUUGGUGGAACAUACAAUUGUUAGUUGUGAAAAACAUGAUGUCUCUGAGAGGAUUAGACACUUAGUGUGGGACUGCCAAGAUUUCUCAAUGGAGAUGAAAUCUCCAAAGCAGCUAAAAAGGGCCGGUAGGGCGAGGACAUUUAUAAGCAUAGACAAUUAUGGCACUGUGAGUAAAGCCUUUCUUGAAGACCUGUUAUCAACUUUCAAACACCUUCGUGUCCUAGUUUUUUCUCAUGCUGGAUUUGAAGAGCUACCAAGUUCGAUUGGAAAUUUAAGGCACCUAAGAUACCUAGAUCUAAAAUGGAAUAAAAAAAUUAAAUCCCUACCAAAUUCUUUAUGCAACCUGGUGAAUCUACAAACACUCCAUCUUGCUAGGUGUGACCAACUAGUGGAGCUACCCAGAGAUGUGCAUGGACUGGUCAAUCUGAUGUUUCUCUUCCUGACUUCAAAGCAGAGACAUUUCUUAAAACAUGGGUUUUGUGGUUGGCCAUCUCUGUCAGAUCUACAAUUGAAGAACUGCCUUGAGCUAACAUCAUUGACAGAGGGGCUUGGCAGUCUGGCUGCCCUCAAAGAGCUACGCAUCUUCAAUUGUCCAAUGUUGGCUUCUCUUCCUUCUGCCAUGAGACAACUCUCCAAACUCCAAAAGUUGGUUAUAAAUAAUUGUGCAGAGCUUGAUCUGAUGGAACCAAAGGAAGCCAUGAGCGGGCUAUGCUCACUUCGUUCACUCAAUCUUGUCUCUCUUCCAAAGUUGGUGGGAUUUCCAGAGAGCUUCAAUUCUGCUGCAUCCUCUCUUGAAUAUGUUUGCAUUGACGAUUGCAAAGGAUUGGAGAGGCUGCCAAGUGUAGUCAAAGACUUCACUUCUCUUAAGAGAACUAUCAUUCGUUACUCUCCUGCAUUGAGUAGGAGAUUCACUGUGGGUUCCGGAGAGGAUUAUCAUCUCAUGAGCCAUGUCCCUGAGAUAUGGAUUGAUGAGGUGUUGUUGGAAAGGUAUAACUAUUGA